Messenger RNA from Tachysurus fulvidraco (yellow catfish), 4769 nucleotides. It is a transcript of the gene has3, whose product is annotated as hyaluronan synthase 3. Gene Ontology annotation, molecular function: hyaluronan synthase activity. The transcript has 4 exons. The coding region runs from base 821 to 2476 and encodes 551 amino acids. NCBI's taxonomy places the organism in Eukaryota, Metazoa, Chordata, Actinopteri, Siluriformes, Bagridae. Gene Ontology annotation, biological process: hyaluronan biosynthetic process; extracellular matrix assembly. The record is from RefSeq and is a predicted model, not a curated record.
CUCUCUCUCUCUCUUUUCCCUUUAUUUUCUCUCCACCUCAUUAGCCUGCAUUGGACCUGCAGGCUUGCAGUGGCUAUGGCACAAGAGGCAUGAUGGAUAAAUAAAUAAGUGCAUAAAGGAGGCAUUGAGAAGGGGUCUGCCCAAACGUUUCUGAGUCUUGUGUUGCUGGCUGCACUGAAGAAAAGAGCAGUGAAAGGAGACAGAGAGGAGAAGUGAAGGUGAGGAGAGGAGACGAAUGUGCUCUGCAGUGAGAGACAGAAAAUCAGGACAGUGUGUUAACAGAAGGGGGUGCUAAGAUUUGGAUUUCACUGCGUUGCAGAGAUGCAGAACAGGACAGAGGCUACAGUACCACUGCAGCACAGUACUGACUAAAUAAGAGAGAGGGCAAGAGAUAAAGCACCCUCACCAUGCAGUGUGCUUUUUUCAAAGGCAUACUGGAACCAGGACCAGGUGAGACACAACCAGGCUGCACCACCCUAAACCUACCAGCUUACCGGCACUGCCUACUAAACUGAGAGGCCUUCAUGCCUUGGGAGUGUGCAAGACGACAGGAGAUAAGGAGGAGGGAGAAAAAGUGCGAGGGGGGAGGAACCAAAGAAGGAGGAGGUUGGGGUGCUGUAUUUUUGGGCGAGGGAGCUCCUGAAUUAAGAGCUGGUGAAAUAAAGAUGUAGUGUGAGCUGGAGGCAGAACAAGGAGCGUGCUGUGCUGCAGUGGAGAAAAGUGGAAUAGACGCCGGUUGAACACACACACCCACUCACAUAUCCAGCAAGACUCUGCCUGGACAGAGAGAACGGACCGUUACUGCCGCAGGGCUUAGAAGAUGCCCUCUCGCUGUGGAACAGCGGUGCGGAUCUUUAUCACCACUCUGUUUGCAGCUGUGGUGCUCUUCGCCAUCCUGCUGGCCUAUGUGACUGGCUACCAGUUCAUCCACACUGAGCAGCAUCACCUCUCAUUUGGUCUGUAUGGCGCCAUCCUGUCACUACAUCUGCUGCUGCAGAGCCUCUUUGCUUACCUGGAACACCGCCGCAUGCGAGCACCUUCACGACCACAGCACCUGCGCUGCACUGUUGCCCUGUGCAUUGCUGCUUAUCAGGAGGACCCAGACUAUCUACGCAAAUGCCUUCGUAGUGUGCGCCGCAUCUCCUUUCCCAGUUUAAAAGUGGUUCUUGUUGUAGAUGGUAACCGGCCUGAUGAUGCCUACAUGAUGGACAUCUUCCGGGAGGUAAUGGGUGGAACAGAGCAGGCCGGAUGCAUGGUGUGGAAGGGGAACUAUCAUAGCAAUGGAGGUGCAGGAACAAGCUCAGUGAAUAUGGAAGAGGCUAUUCGGGUGGCCAGAAUAGUGCGCAGCUGCCGGUACUCCUGCAUUAUGCAGGAGUGGGGUGGGAAGAGGGAAGUGAUGUAUACGGCAUUCAAAGCACUGGGGAACUCUGUGGAUUAUGUGCAGGUAUGUGAUUCUGACACGGUUCUGGAUCCAGCCUGCACAAUUGAGCUGUUGAAGGUUCUGGAGGAAGACCCAAAUGUAGGUGGAGUAGGAGGAGAUGUACAGAUCCUGAACAAAUAUGACUCCUGGAUUUCUUUUCUGAGCAGUGUCAGGUACUGGAUGGCAUUCAACGUGGAGCGUGCAUGUCAGUCGUAUUUUGGUUGUGUUCAGUGUAUCAGUGGACCUUUGGGGAUGUACCGCAACUCCCUCCUCCAGCAGUUCUUGGAGCCCUGGUACCAUCAGACCUUCCUGGGCAGCAAGUGCAGCUUUGGUGAUGACCGUCACCUUACCAAUCGAGUCCUCAGCUUUGGCUACAAGACUAAGUUUACUGCACGCUCACAAUGCCAGACUGAGACACCUACUCACUACCUCCGCUGGCUCAAUCAGCAGACUCGCUGGAGCAAGUCUUACUUCCGGGAGUGGCUCUACAAUGCUCUUUGGUUCCACAAACACAGCCUCUGGAUGACCUAUGAGUCUGUGGUAACUGGAUUCUUUCCCUUUUUCCUGGUGGCCACAGUUAUCCACUUGUUCUAUCGAGGACGCCUGUGGAACAUCCUACUGUUCUUGCUAACAGUUCAGCUGGUGGGAAUGGUGAAGGCUACCUAUGCCUGCUUUCUGAGAGGCAGCUUGGUCAUGAUUUUUAUGUCUCUCUAUUCCCUGCUGUACAUGUCUAGCCUCUUGCCAGCUAAAAUCUUUGCCUUGUUGACUAUCAAUAAAGCAGGCUGGGGCACAUCUGGGAGGAAGAAGAUCGUGGUGAAUUUAAUUGGGGCUGUACCAGUAACAGUUUGGGCACUCCUUUUGCUUGGUGGUGUAGCUUAUACAAUUUACUGUGAGACACAGGAACCUUUCAGUGAAACUGAGAAGGUGCUACUCAUUAGCGGGGUUAUCCUUUAUGCCUGCUACUGGUUUGUACUUCUGGUGCUCUACUUGGCUAUAGUAGCCAAGCGUUGUAACAAGAGGGAGGAACAGUAUCACCUACCCUAUGCUGAGGCCUAGAAUGCCUUAACAAUGUUACUGGAUAAACUCUGUGGGACUGGUUUGAUUCAGUCUUCUACCUCUCUGGUGCUAGGCUCAUUGUCAUAUUGGUGAAGGAUGCAUAGUCACUUGGUUUGCAAGACUACUGAGCUUUAUCGCACCAGUUAAGAUACAUUAUUGGCCUUCCAGGAAGGUACAGUUGAGCUGUACAGCAUUUUUCCUUCUCAAAUAUAAAACAUGGAUCAGAGGAAUUGUUUAAUCAUGGUGCUGAGCUCAUACCAUCAUACAUGAAUAUAGUGGUGUGGGUGCUUAGACUCAAAUUUGAAUCACACACUGUGGUGAAAUACCAUUCUUGGGAAGAACCGCAUAUUAAACACUGCAAACUUACACUAAAAUGAGCCGAUUUUCAUAAAAAUUGACAUAAUUUGCCUUAGUUUGAACAGUGGUAAAUGCAAUACCAAUCAAGAUUCUGUUGGGGUUUGUACUAUACCAAAAGUUUUUUCAUUCCUUAUUAUUUACUCCAGGAUUCUUCAGGAAAUAUUAUUUUACGCUGUACUGGGAACAACCAAAGAAUAUUUUAGGGCUUAUUUGCUUAUAAUUAAUCAUCACAAAAAUGUUCAUAUUUGCCGUUACUCUAGAUGCAGCUGCAAAUUGCGAUUAAACACACCGAUCACAUCCUUCUUAAGAAGAAAUGCAUCAAGCUUGACUGUGCAACCUGAAACUUGAAUGAAAAAUGAAACAAUUUGCUGUUUGUUUACAAGUUAAUAGCAAUGUGAGUUUAUUAGAUAGAAUUCCUUUUAUAGAUCUAGAUUUAUAUGUUAUUGUAUAUUGACUUCAUAUUAACUGUCAAAUUUUCAUACCAGCAAAAUUCUAAACAUUACAGCACCCAAAUGUAAUAAUGUUUACAUGCAGUUCAGUUAAGUAAAUGUGGAUUAGCAGUUGUAGAAGUAAAAUCUGUUGAACAUACUAAGAUUUGGAUUUAUGUUUUUGCCCUCUCUAUGCCUAGAACAAAUACCAAAUCAGCAGAUGUUAUGGGUUAUAGAGUGGUUAAUCACAUUUACUGUCUCAAAUCAGCUCUGUUUGAUUUCAGUGUCAGCAUGUUGAUUUACAGUACUGAUUUAUUACAUAAGCACAAUGUGCACCUACUUCUCUGACAACACACUCAGAGAGGUGGAAUAAUCUCUAGCAAUUUAUCUGUGUAGUGUGUUAUGAUGUACAUAUUAUUAUGAAUUCAUAAAAUGGCUGUCUGCAUUUAAGUGUUUUUUUAACGGUUUAUUCUUGAGAAAUAGACAGCUGACAUGCAUAUACACUUGUAUACUUUUCAUGGGCACAUAUGAGGUUUAAUUGUAAAAUGUGUCAAGUAGAAUUUACUAAAAUUCUAUAGACUUUAGAAUUUUCCAAAUCACUGCUUCAAGAGAACACUAAAUUUUGAUGCUUACAGUAUAUAAUGAUGAAGCCAGAAUUGUCAGAUCACAAACCUGAAUGCCCAGGACGACCAAGUUUUAUCCUGGUGUUGAUUUGACUACAAACACACCCAUUUUUCGUAAAUGUAGUACAUUGUGUGAGUUACUACAUUUUCCCCUUCCAAUAAUAACCAGAAAAUGUUCUCUGAAUAAACUGAAAAUCAUUAUUUCAAAGCACGUCUGUAGUUAAUUUCUAAACAUAGUUAAUUAAGUUUAAGGGUAACCAAAGUAUAGUGCAUGGCAAACACAUUAGAGCUUGCCCAGUGAGCUAGCUAAUGAUGUUAUAGUCUGGAUGUUAUUUCAGUUGAAAGAAACAGUGUUGAAACCAAUCAGCUACAGACAGUCGGCGUGCAGGAUUAAUGAUUAUAUCACUAAUUGUUCCAUAUUUAAAACUUUUAAUUUAAAUAUUUAAUUUUCAUUAUCUACUGUAAUGUCUAAUCUGAUCUAAUGUCUGAUAUAACCAGUGCAAGAAUAAUAACACAUUGCUCUCCAUGUUAUUGCAUUUCAUGUUGCAGUACUUUUUCAGUGAAUAAUGGCAUUUUUGUGAGUCCAGUAAAAUAAGUACAACAUGAGGAUUGUUUUAAUAGUUAGAGAAAGUGUGAUCGCUUUUAGAAGGUCUUUGUAUUUCAAAUCAAAUUCACAUACACAACACCUUUGGGUCAGAAAUGAAUAAGGGUGAGUAAACUGUGUUGUGCAACAUCAAUAAUUUCAUUUCAUUUCAUAUUUUGUGUAAAUGCAUAAGAACACCAAUUGUACUGUUUUAAACUUAUUUACAUUUAUUGUGUAAAUUGUUAAAUAUGUUUAAAAAAAAUUUUUUAUAUCAAUAUUUACUGCUUAUUUUUUGCAGAUCU